Erinaceus europaeus (western European hedgehog) is the source of this 1524-nucleotide messenger RNA. RefSeq names its product zinc finger AN1-type containing 3 (gene ZFAND3). The record is from RefSeq and is a predicted model, not a curated record. The coding region runs from base 603 to 1286 and encodes 227 amino acids. Lineage: Eukaryota; Metazoa; Chordata; Mammalia; Eulipotyphla; Erinaceidae. Gene Ontology annotation, molecular function: DNA binding; zinc ion binding. The transcript has 6 exons.
UCAGCUGCGGGGCUUUGGCUGUGGCUCCCCCGGGCGAGACCAUUGUGACUCCUCGGGAGGGGUGCGUCAGAGGGGAGGGGGCGGAGCGGCCAUUGUCCGGUCAGCCCAGCCUCCGGGGGAGGGGAGGGUGUUCCGGGGGCCCGGGGCUUCACAGCGGCCGCUGCUUCGCCAGAGCCGGCGGGGGCCUCCGGUGCUGCCCAGCGCCGCCGCACGGGACAUCGCUCUGGCCGCGAGCGGCGGUGGGAGCUGCUGAGGGCGCCGGGUCGGCCCUCCUCCCCCGUGGUCCUCGCUUCACCCGCUCGCCCCUCCUCCUCGGCGGCCCUCCCUCUCCUCGCCCUGCCUCCCUCGGCCCCCUCCCCCCGUCUCCGCAGGUUGAGUGGUGCGGCCCGCCUCCAGCUGACCGGCCUGGAAUCCCGGCUCGGAGCCCCGGACUCGCGCCCGCCCGCGCGCCCGCUCCCUCCCCCUCCCCCCGCCCCGAGCCCCCCGGACGCCGCCGCCGCUGCCGCCGCUUCCUUCGAGCGGGGCCCAGGCCCAGGCCCAGCCGCCGCCGCCGCCGCCGCCGCCGCCGCCGCCGCCGCCGAGCUCCGCCGCCGCCGAGCACCAUGGGAGACGCCGGGAGCGAGCGCAGCAAAGCGCCCAGCCUGCCGCCUCGCUGUCCCUGCGGCUUCUGGGGGUCCAGUAAGACUAUGAACCUCUGUUCCAAAUGCUUUGCUGAUUUUCAAAAGAAACAACCAGACGAUGAUUCCGCUCCAAGUACAAGUAACAGCCAAUCAGAUUUGUUUUCCGAAGAGACCACCAGUGACAACAACAAUACCUCGAUAACCACACCAACUCUUAGUCCCAACCAACAGCCGCUUCCGACAGAACUGAAUGUAACUUCGCCAAGUAAAGAGGAGUGUGGGCCAUGCACAGACACAGCUCAUGUCUCGUUAAUCACACCAACCAAAAGAUCCUGUGGUACAGAUUCACAGUCUGAAAAUGAGGCAUCACCAGUGAAACGGCCACGACUACUGGAGAAUACUGAACGGUCUGAGGAAACGAACCGAUCUAAACAGAAGAGUCGACGUCGAUGCUUCCAGUGCCAAACCAAACUGGAGCUGGUGCAGCAGGAAUUGGGAUCAUGCCGCUGUGGUUAUGUGUUCUGUAUGUUACACCGCCUCCCCGAGCAGCAUGACUGUACAUUUGACCACAUGGGCCGCGGCCGAGAGGAAGCCAUCAUGAAAAUGGUGAAACUGGACCGGAAAGUGGGGCGCUCCUGCCAGCGCAUCGGGGAGGGGUGCUCCUGAAGGCCAGGCAUGGCUGCCACAUGACGCUGUUCUUAGUUCACUAAUGUUAGCCUUAUUUAGGACAAAGUCAGCCAGACACCUUGUACUGGGCACGCGUCAGACUACAGCCAGUCCGUUUCCUUUCUUUAGCCAGCCAUCCUGGUACUGUAGUUUAGGGGUUGAUGGUGGUUGAAAUUGAUUUCUGGCUGGUUACUAAGGUGCCUGCUAGCCAUUGUAUAAAAUUAAAACAUGAAGAAUA